UUCAACGACUAGCUGUAAAGGGUUUGGCCCACCCUUAGACAGCAGACUCACAGCUAUACUUACGCAAAGCAUACACCCAGUGGCUACGUUCCCGACAUGAUAUUGAACAUCGCUGCGGCGAGUUUCCACGCCAGUGUUGGAGCUAUCUCCGCGCUACGUGCCUAUGCCAUCAAUGGUCGGUCGGCAAGGAUUCCUGCAGGUAUCAUCACAUUAUCUCUUGUGGGAACCGGGAUAGACAUUUACAAGGCCUUCGGAAUAAUCAGGAUUACCGUACCCUCUCCAGUCGGUUGUGCGUUGCUAUGGGCCAACUCCAGCGCCGUCUUACAAGCGUUCCGAACAGCUCGUCGCCUGAAUUUCAAGCUUCCAACGACGACACUUAUACUCAGAGACGGUACAAUCUACUUCAGGUAGUAUCAUCAUUGUGCUUCUCAUUCUCAACGGUGUACUGAAUCAGCUCAAGGUAGGCAUAAUCAAAUCACGUCCCAUUCCCUUGCUUUACGAGUGCGGUAUCACCUUUUCAGAGCAACAGC
Fomitopsis serialis is the source of this 530-nucleotide messenger RNA. RefSeq lists its product as uncharacterized. The transcript is spliced from 7 exons. The record is from RefSeq and is a predicted model, not a curated record. Bases 97 to 411 code for a protein of 104 amino acids. NCBI's taxonomy places the organism in Eukaryota, Fungi, Basidiomycota, Agaricomycetes, Polyporales, Fomitopsidaceae.